This is a messenger RNA of Saccostrea echinata, 1771 nucleotides long. RefSeq lists its product as uncharacterized. The transcript is spliced from 2 exons. Bases 490 to 1290 code for a protein of 266 amino acids. The record is from RefSeq and is a predicted model, not a curated record. Lineage: Eukaryota; Metazoa; Mollusca; Bivalvia; Ostreida; Ostreidae.
CUUCUUUUCAACUGGAGGAAGAGUAAAGAAAAAAAAAUGAAGAGUAUAUGAAUUAUGUAUCAAAACAUUGAUUUCUAACUUGACAAUGGUGGCUUCGAUAGAUAGAAGACAGGGAGGGGUGAAUGUGUAUAACCAUAUCAAUUAUUCAUAAAUGCUUGCUGGGUGUAUCUUAAAGUUGCUGGCAGGGAAUAUCUAUGAAAGAACAAUUCUAAUGGGACACGCUAUUGUUCUUCGUGGAGCAAUACCACCAGCAUAGACAAGGAACUUCUGGACAAGGUAAAAAUGAUGUUUGGCAGCUAGGCAUGCUGCACUGAAUACUACAGGAAAACAUAUAUGAUAAACAUAUAUACAUUUAACCCUCAUCUUAGCCGUGUUGCUCAUGUCUAGAUCUGCAUCUGGUGAUUGAAAGGUUUCUGAUGAUCGUUCAUAACAGGGAUGAAAUUUUCUUAAUACAGCUUGGGAAAAUGUUCUUUCCGCCAGCUAAUUAAGAUGGUCCCCUCUAGGAACACGACUCAUAGCUGUGCCACCGAACAGACCACAGAGGCCAAUAUAGCUCCACAGGAGUCGGAAAUCGAAGCAGUCCUGUAUAUAGUGGUAACCUUGUUAUUUUAUUCGCUGGGUAUUAUCAUCGGAAUUAUUCUGUAUUUGAAGAGAGAGAAACAGGAGAUUGAAGAGGAUAAAGUAUAUGACGAGUUUUUAUCUUACGCAGAAGACCCUUAUACGGCUUUGCGGUAUGCGAGGGUACAACAAGUAGUGGCGAGACUUAAUUACUUGGAACAGCAGAAGAAAAAGAGGGAGAGGGUCUUAACAGACAAAAAAUCAUCAAUAAUGGACGACAGGCGGGCGACUUGUGAGAAUGCUACAAAAGUGAAGGAUUUGAAUGAGGAUAAUAAAAAAGUAGGAUAUCAGCCUAACAUGUGUGACCAGGAAUGUGAUUUUGUCGACGAAUAUGAGGAGAUAGGGGAUUACAAUGUGUUCGAACAGGACGGUGAAUCGAUCACUGCAGUUGUUGCCAAAUUAAUAGAUCCGGAAAAAGAUAAGUAUCUCCUUGAGGAUUCAAUAGAAGACAAUGCUAAACUAGGCAUUCCAACUUCGAGUUCUUUGCAGUCCAUUAAAGAUUAUGAAGAGGAACCUCGGCGAAGUGAGCGUUCCUCUGUGUCGUCUGCAAGUGAAGAAAAUGUGUCUGGUGAAGAAAAAGCUAAAUUGAUGAGUGAAAACGAUACAGUUUUUGAAGACACUAGAGAACAAAAACAAAAGGAAAUCAAAGGAUGUAUCGUCACAAAUGUUUAGCAGGAAGAAAGAGACGUGUGGAUGCGAGAAGUCUCGAAAAUUCAAUUAUCAUGCAAUGUAUUCCAUGGGAAUGUAAUUUGUUUAUGACGUUUUUAUUACUCGUAUGAAUUCAACUGAACGCUGAUAGUAUUGAUUAGGUACAGAUGUAAGAGGAAAUAUUGUUUGUUGUGUGGUAUUUACGUUGACCUCUCUGAGACAAUUACGGACAUAAAUUUCAUCGAAUAACGAUAUAAACUCGAUUAGCAAGUAGAGGAUGAAAUCACUCCUAUUUUGUAUAUGUAUUUUAUUUUUAAUGUUUUGUGAAACAGUAUUGACAUUUGCACGAUUUUGUAAGUAAAAGUGAUAUUGUCACCGAAAUUGUCUUACGCUAAAGGAACUAGGCAGAUUGAGAUCUUGUGAAAAUUAUACAAAUUUUACCACUACCAAGAGAUAUAUAAUUUUAUACAUGGUUUGCAUAAAUUCAUUGAUCUUCAAAUCGAUC